GGUAUUUCGGUCUGGCUGACGUCUGUCCGAGGUAUGUCGCAUGUCAUCUGUGGGCCCUGGGCCCUAGUGUUCGUGUCCCUUUACCCUCUCCGCGCCAUCACGUCCUUCGUUACGCCUUUCUUCAAGCCACGGCUAAGUAUCCCGGGGAGUGGUGAUACCUUCAGCUUCCGAAUGGGACGUCCGAGUCGAUCGAGGAACUACUCAUCAUUCGACGGUCUUGGAGGCUAGUCGACAAGUGGUUUUUCCUUGCAGAGAUGGUUGUUGGUGAGUGCCGCUAAUAUGUAGGGUACUUGCGUGUUAACCGUGGCAUUCGUACAUGCGAAGGGAGUU
Messenger RNA from Fomitopsis serialis, 330 nucleotides. RefSeq lists its product as uncharacterized. Lineage: Eukaryota; Fungi; Basidiomycota; Agaricomycetes; Polyporales; Fomitopsidaceae. The coding region runs from base 34 to 228 and encodes 64 amino acids. The record is from RefSeq and is a predicted model, not a curated record. The transcript is spliced from 2 exons.